GCGCUCUGACUGAAAGAGGAUAUAUAACUUUUCAACUGGUGUUUUUUUUUUUUUUUUUUGGAGACGAGGAGCGGAGAUCGGAGGGAUAUCUUGCUGCUGAGCCGGGAGGGAGUGCGCAGCGCCUUCAGAUACAAGGUUAUGACGGAGCUGAGCUGAAUAUGGAGCUUUUCUGGAUUUUCUUGUUUUCCAGUGUGCACCCUCUUGUUUGGGGACAGGGAGUUUACGCUCCGGCUAAUGCACAGAUUGUGCACUCUGGUGCAGCAUGCAACGUCAAGGAUGAUAACAUAAGCGAGAGAAUUUACACCAUCAAAGAAGGAGACACGCUGGUGCUGCAGUGUAUUGUUAAAGGACACCCACGACCACAGGUCCGGUGGACAAAGACAGCUGGCAGUGCCUCGGACAAGUUUCAAGAGACAUCCAUCUACAACGAAACGCUGCGCAUCGAGAACAUCCAGCGGGUGCAGGGGGGCCGCUACUACUGCAAGGCCGACAACGGGGUGGGGGUGGCUGCCAUCAAGUCCAUCCGCGUAGAUGUGCAGUGUAAGUGGGCAGGGAGGAAAGAGGAAAAGAGAACACUCCUUCCACUUUUAAACCGCAGCAGACUUUCACUGCAGCCAUUCCCACAUUAGAGAAGGCCAAGAUGGGCAAAGAUGGAAAGAUAGCAGGAGGAAAGAUGAAAGACUGAUUGGAUGGAUGAUGAGAUUUCAGGUGGGAAUGGUCUCUAAGAGUAUCUGAUGAAUUACGGUUGAAAGGAUGAAAAACAUGCCAGAAGGAUUAAUAGAAGGGAGGGAGGAUCAAAUUGAGCUGAAUCAGAAAACGCUGUAAAACUAAAAUGUUCUAUACAAUACAAAUCCUGGAUUUUCUUUUAUAAAUAGUUGUGUUUUUAUAUAAUAGCAAUCUAUUUAAAAAGUGAGUGAAGCUCAACAAUUUUACAAAGAUUUAUUUCCUUACACUCAAAUGAAUCAGGAACAUAGCAAAUUUUAAUCCAAAAUUAAACACGAAGGUAAUUCACCCAAUUUGUUAUCACCACUUGCAGAAAGAAAGCAGAAAGGAAUAUUAAGCUGUACAAAGCAGCAUUUUCUUCCUUUUUGCUUCACAGCCCCAAAUAUUUACAAAAUAAUGUAAAAAAGUACUGAAAUGUUUAGAAUUCCUAUGAAUACGAAGUCAGCUAAUAAUUAGUUGUAAAACCACUGUUUCUGAGAACUGCUUCAUAUAUGUGUUCCAUGGAUUCAACCAACUUCUGGCACCUGUAAACAGGUUUUUGUGCCCUGGAUUACUGGACUACAUUCUACAAUUCCUUUUUACUUCAUGGCUUUUCCUCAAAAUCAGAAUUUAAUAUUACAAGUUUUCUUUUGUAAUAAGGUGUAGGGAUUGGGUUUGUUUCAUAAUGUCGAUCUGAUUUGACAUGUCAAAUUAGAAUUUCAACCAAAAAUUGUGAUUAAUCUAAUUAAUGAUUUUGGACAGCUAUUAUUUUGAACACAACUAUAUAUUUAUGAAUGCUUUACUCCCCCAAUGUGACUCAUAAGAAGCAAAGACGUCUUUUGUCAGAUACUCUUGGAAAAAAAGUGAAGCCUGUGGGACCUAAAGUGAGUUUUAUAACAGUUAGUCCAGGUGGCACGGGCUCCCUAACGCAAUGUUUCUUAACUAAUGUAUGUCCUGAAAGACUCUCUAUGGGAUAGAGACAACCAUUAUCCAUUUGCUUUGUCCGUUGGUUGGACUGAGACACUCACUUCUGCAGCAACACUUUAAAUGUAAAUCAGCAAUCAUAUAAAAAUGAACAAAUCACUUCCCAUUUUUAGCCCCUCUCUGACCUACCUCUUGGUGCUGGAGCUCUACAUCAGCCCUGUUGUUUUUGAAACAAAAGGAUACCAGCUUGUAUUGCAAAGCCCUGUUAUCUUGACAACAGCAAAUGUCCAGGGAGCCACUCCACAGUAAAGGUUUUUUAACCUGCACUUGCUUCGAGAUUCACUGCAUUUUCAGAAUCUCCAAUUUAAAAGAGUAAACUGCUGAUGUGAAGGAAGCCAUGAAAUGAUGUGCGGGGCUCUUUCUAGUCUCCGGCAGUUAGGUGUCAUUUUUUUUUUUCAAAACCAUUUAAGGGCAGACACCAUCACCAUGCUGAAAUGUAUUUAAAAAGCAAAUUUAAUUUAGGAUCUCCUCUUCCGUCAUGGUAUCUGGCCAGCAAUUCAUCCGCCUUUCUUGUUGCUCGACAUGUGACAGUUAGAAAGCAGCAUUGUGUUAUAGGGGUCCCGUGCUGCUGCUUGUUUCACUGCCCCACUGUCCCAGUGAGUCAGGGGCCAGGUCAUGGUCAAAGGUUGCUCAGUACGACACUCCACACUUCCAUACAACAACAUGUUCUUUUUUGUUUUUAAACCUCAAGCUCCUCACUUAUAUGUUCAUUACUAUUUUUAUUUUGGUCUUUUGCUGAUUCAAUCACGUUAAUGGCAGAUUUAUAGACUAAUAGAACAGCAUCAGGUUUACUGAGGGCGUUUCAAAAUUUAACACCAAUUACUUGCUUCUUCCUGUUGAAGUCAUUUUGUUGGCUUUGGGCAAAUUACAAAGCUGUGUCCAAUAGUAGUAAACUAUUUUAUCUAUGCACCACAGGACUCGACUCUGCCUCGUUGGCUUAAUAAGGCUCUCCCUCCCUUCUUCAUCCACCUCCCCUUUCUGCUGGUAGCGUAAGUCCUCCCCAGGAGUUAGCUCUGCCAUUGCUGAUGGAGCAGGUAAUUGCAGGGGGUCUGGCUAGUAAACAGGUUGCAUCAUGAUUGUAGUUGUGACGGAAGCUCUGUGAAGCUAACCAGCUCUGACGGUCAAUGCUUGUUCAAUUCCCUGUCCCCAUGCUGCGUAGACCUAUUGGUGAUCAUCUGGGCUCGCUUCACCGAGCACUUUUAGUGCCAGGAUGAUGUAACAAUUAGCCCAGGCAACCAGGAAAAAAACGAUAGAGCCAGAGAGAUGAAAGUGGAGGGCAAGACAGAUUAGGAAAUCAGGAUGUAAUAGAGAGUCAACACAACAGUUUGUGUUAAACUCCAACUCUGGCCUCCAAAACAUUCUGUAAAAAAUCUGAGACGUCACAGAAAUUGUAGUUUUUCUACUUAACUACCAUAUAAAUUAGAGAGCUUUAAUACCAAGCAGGACAUUUAAUAAAAUACCCUGCUUCCCUUUGUAGAACAUGGUGAUGCUUGGGAAAGGGAUUAUUGGAAAUCUUGAAAUAAUCAGAUAGAUUAUUUGAAAUCUUCGCUGUGUUUCCCAGCUAAUCACUUCAGUGUCUGGCUCUAGGUCAUGUGCCUGACAUGGGAAUUCAUCUUUGCUUUCAUAUGAUCACAUGCAUGCAUGCAGGCAUGCAGGAUGUAUAAACACACACACACAUCCAGCGUAAAUACUCACUUAUCACUAAUUUAUAUGAAGCACUCACACAUCCUUUUUAAGAUUAGUGUAACCAACUAAAUAUUUGUGACUGAUUCAUUGGAUGACUCUAUUCUUUAUCAAGGUUAAUAGGAAGUUUAUCUCAAAUCACUUUUUUAAAUUCCUGAAUCUUUUAUGAACUUUUAAGAUCAGUGAAGUUUAAUUACUAGAAGGUCAAAAAUGCUUCUUUCAGAAUAAAUGUGAGAAGGUUUGUGGCCUCUGUUGGAGAAUGUUCUUAUUGGUAACCAAGGCUAGACAUGGUUUUGGUAUGAUUUUAUGCAAGUAAAAGCUGGUUAUACCAGAAACAGACACGGUGUAAAUUAGGGGAAAAGCGUAUCCAAACAUUUGUCUAACUUCUGCCAUCCUGACAUAGAUAACAGUAGUGUUUUGCUGGUUUCUUCUGUUGGCUACAUGCCCCUCAUUGCUCCGUUGCGCUGCUAGUUCUCCAUACCAACAUUUUAAGUUAUGUUUAUUUUUCUUUUUGAAAGUUGAUCACUCCAUUGCUCUACAUUUGGAGCCUUUCUAAACUGAAUCAAGCUCACUGAGUAUCCUUCUCUUCAUGAACAGCACUGCACCUGCUAAAAGCGACAACGUGCAUUUCCAAAACCAAUUGGUAAUUAGUGCAAAGCAGCAGUUUUGAUUUCAUAUUGACCUGUAAAAACAGCACAUAUUUCUUUAAUUGAUUUGUUUUUUUUAUGUUAUCUUUGCAAUAUCUAAUUUUUGACCAGGCACACUCAUAACUUGAAUCCACUUACAGUGGUACUCAAAUACACAAGGCCAACAGCACACACUCUCACACUUUGAAGUGUGAGAGUGAGAUGUACUAUAGAGAAGAAUAAGGAAGUGAGAAAGUGAAUGAUAGGUGCAAACUGAAAAGGCAGCAGGGAAAUGAGUGAAGGCUUUCUAGACUGGAGCAAAGGCACAUAUUCAGUGUUGCUCUUUGAAUAGAAUACACAUCGAGCAAAGGCCACUUCUAUAAUAUCUUAUAUGAAGCUGACAUCCUCUCAUCAUUCUAUUCACGUUUGCUUAUUGUCCUUCAUGCCUGCAACGCCACGAUUUUUAGCUUUUCUCCAUCACAAAUGGUGUAUGACUCACCUCACAUUGUCUUUACUUUGAGCACAUCGAUUUAAUUAAUAUUAGUCUUUUCUUGUUUUUGUGAGAGAGUACAUUCUUAUAAUACAGACUCUAAAGCUGUCUUCACUGACCCUUUCCUUUCAACACUCCUCCCACACAUCAGCCAUAAGGACAGAAGGCCCUCUGUGUGUGACAACACUGACCAAUGACCUGGCACACUAACCACUGGGACAGUGGGACAGUGAGCAGGCGGGGUUUAACUUUGAGUAGCCUCUACUGAUGGGAUGGACUUGGUUCAGAAACCCAACCAUUGUAGAUUAUGAAAGCAAAGGACCAAUCCAUAAAAAAAUUAAAUACUUAUGUCAGGUUGACACUGUGGAUUUAACAUCAGAAUAAGGUAAGUGGGGAGAUACUGAUGAUGAUUAACCUGCUGUGAAAUGUCAAGGUGAAGUUUGAGGCAUUGGUGAAUUUUUGAAAGGAGAAUGUUUUGAUAUUUUUUUCAUUUUAAUGUCUUGCUUAUUUGAAUUGUAAAGAGGUUUAUUCAGAAUACUUCAUUUUCAUUAUUGACUAAC
This is a messenger RNA of Fundulus heteroclitus (mummichog), 5045 nucleotides long. RefSeq names its product MAM domain-containing glycosylphosphatidylinositol anchor protein 1-like. Gene Ontology annotation, cellular component: plasma membrane; neuronal cell body; axon. Bases 159 to 629 code for a protein of 156 amino acids. Gene Ontology annotation, biological process: synapse organization; homophilic cell-cell adhesion. NCBI's taxonomy places the organism in Eukaryota, Metazoa, Chordata, Actinopteri, Cyprinodontiformes, Fundulidae. The record is from RefSeq and is a predicted model, not a curated record. The transcript is spliced from 4 exons. Gene Ontology annotation, molecular function: axon guidance receptor activity.